UUAGUACACGUAUACAAGUACAUGAUUCCAAAAAUAAAAUCAGCAUUUUAGCUACAUAUGUUAUCUCAAAUAAUAACGGCACGAUACCGAUGCGUUUACGAUCUAAAACAGAGAAUUAAAAAAACACCUUAAAACCCUUCCCUAUACGUCAUUCAAACACACCGGCCAAUCUGAACUAUCCUCGCGUUUUAAAUGCCCUUGGCCGUUCCCCCGACGUGUUGCCAGGUUGGUGUACAAAAAAGUGGGCGGAAUUAAACUGUGACUUGUCUUCAGAAGUCGCUCCAACCUGGCAACCUGAAUAGUGGGCAGCGGCGGUUAGUGAACGUUGACGGCGUUGGACGCGGAUCGGCUCGGCUUAUUCUGUGUUAAAAUGCCGCGGUGUUCUGUUUAACCCACCGCCAGCUGAACACAGGGUGUUUUAUUUCUUCUCAUGCGACGCUGUUUAGUCUGCGGCCGAUUAAGAAGAGACGAAUUCCCGGAAUGGGAACAGAGGAGCGGGAUUGGGUUGAUGUGGCCAAUGAUCUCCUGUGUAAGUGUCACAUUAACUUGAGGCUGCAAAGACUCACUGACUGUGAUGCUAAUGUUUUUGUGGCCCUGUACGAAGCCUUACUGGGAGAAAAAGUACCAGAUUAUAUAGCUAUCCCGAAAAGUCAGGAGGAUGACAUCCACAAUGUACAAUCCGUGAUCGAUUCUCUGGCCUUGGACUAUCUCCAGAUCAGCUUAUCUCACAUUACAGGUGAGAACAUUGUAAGGGGAGAUAAGGAUAGCAUCCGAAACCUUCUGGAGAUCUUUGAUGGACUGCUGGAAUAUCUCACCGAGCAGCUCAGUGAGGAGGAGGAGCUCCAAAAUGGAGAACUUAAUGGUACGAUCCAUCCUCCAAAAGCACAGGAGCCAGCUAAAGAGGAGAGCAUGUCUCAGACCUCCAGCAUACACUCAGCCAUCCAGUCCAGCAAGCAUUCCCUCCAUUCCUGGAACGGUGGCGAGUCUGAGUCCACGGCUGAGCUUAUCCGAUUGGGUGACUCCGCCCGAACCUUCACCAUGAAACAUGAAGAUUCCCACACCCUGCCCUCAGGGGUUAUUUCUGAAAAUGCAGCUUUUCCACCAGGUAAACACAAUCCAGCCACAGUACAAGCCACUCUGCUACGAGAGCCACUGCGCUCAGCUGUCGCCCUGCAGCCGCCCAGCCAGACCACCCCCCAGCGACCAGUGGGACCAGCAACCCCACCCACUGAUAAUCAUAUUCCUCAUACAGACCAGGAUGCUACUGUUAGACAGAAUGGUGUUACUCCCAGACUACAGCCUGAUGUUCAGGUUAAUGGGACUCUGCAUCGUUCACUGUCCAGCGCUUCUUCUGACAGUGAAGGGUCUGUGCCGAGUCUCAGAGAACCACAGUCACAGGCUCCAAAAGCACAAGUUGAGGCUGGUGCUGAAGCUUCACGGAGGGUUUUGUUUCGAACCCAACCGGAUGUCUUGCUGCUGACCCUCUCAGAUGAACAGAGCCAGAGAGAGGAGGCACAUGCACUCUGUCCGGAGGAACAGGAGAGUGAGGAAGAGCAGCCUCAUAGCUCAGGCUCGUCCUCUGGGAGACUGAGGAACUCCAGAGGCCGAAGAUGGAGAGCAGGGCUGACUGAUGUAGAUGAACCGUUGUCCAGACGUAGUCAAAGAAAUAAGCAGGCUGAACAGGAGCUUCAGGAAAUGUCAGAGAAACUUUCCCGCCGCCUGGAAGAGCUUGACUUGAUGCUGAAGAGAGCUCUGGGAGAGACGGGUGAGGAGCCUAAGCCCCAGGACGAGGAUAAACACUCUCACCACAGUGACAGUGUUAUGGAGUGCAGACGUAACGCCAAACCCACAGAUCUGGCCAGUGCAGACAGACCUCCUCGCCCACGCUCCCUCUCCCCAUCUCCUCCACCUGCACGCCGAUCCCUCCAGAGCCAGCUGGAACGGACUCUGUUCACAGACUCACGGCCACAGACAUCCCGAAGCCGACACGGACCAUACAGGGACCACAAGGAUCAGCACAGGAAAAGUCAGAUGGUGGCAGAAGCAUAUGAGGCAGAGUUAAAACAUUUGGAUGAACAACAGAGGGCAGAACUGGCCAAAGAAAGAAUUCGAGCUCAGGAUGCUGAGCGAGAAUACAGGGAGGCCAUCUGUAAAGAAGUUACUCGUGUUCGGAAGUCGUCACAGAGCUCAAAAUCUAAAUCAGUGCUCUCGAACAGGACGUCCCAUACAAGACCUGCUUCUACUAGCCGACGACAGUCCCAUCCCCGCAAAGCGGCACCCUUACGGGUGAAGGAGAACGAUUUGUUACCAGCUCUGUUGGAAGACUACCCACCUCUGCCCUUCUCCUCUCACACACUCUCAUCCAUGUGGAAACAGCAGCUCCGGCAGAUUGACCAGCUGAACCCUGUGGACAACCAGCGCAGAAAUGCACGCUCUGCCAAACUUACCAACCAGGUAGAAGAAGCUCACAAGAGACAUGACCUGCUAACUGAGAUCAUCCGCAAAGAACAGGAGCACAACCGCCGCCUGAAGGAUUUCAGAGAGCGCAUCCAGCAGCAGAGGUCUACGCAGAAUAAGCUGCGUGAGCAGAGGCAGCAGGUGGCACGUGCCCGCAAAUAUCACAGCGAUUACCACGUUCAGCUCCGCGCUCAUCUGCUCAGGGCUCGCACACGUGAGGAGAGGAUGUUCCGGCAGGUGUUUGAGGAGGGUCUGGAGCUGCAGAAGGCCCGUUUGAGAGAGCAGCGUGCGUAUGCUAAAGAACAGCGACAGGAGCACCAGCGAAAGCACAAGGAUGAGAUUGAAGCCAUGGAGAACUACUAUAGGGACCAGUUUUCAAUGCUAGCUGAAAGACUCUCUCUGGAACGGCAAGAGAUACAAGUCCGGAAGAAGGCCCAGGAAAAGGCUUUGUAUAAGAUGAAACGGGAGCUGAGGAACAAGAUGGAGCGAGAGAUUAGCGAGCUGCAGCAGAUCAUUGUCCAAAAUGAUGAUGAUGACUAUUUCCGGGAUCUAGAGUUGGAGCGGCUGCGUAAACGUGUGCAAAUGGCCUCUUUCCAGUACAGGUCCGGCUAUACGCACUGAUCACGGACCAGUGGACAAAACUCAUCAUGCAGGACUGCCCUGCAACCAGUCUCAACCUGCUCACUCAUUCAGCUUUUAUUAAGUGUAUUUAGUGUACACAUUUUUUGACCCUGAACUUUGGGUCAAACUUCAAUUGGUAAAGAUGUUUAAUUUUUUUAAUUAGAUUUUUUUUUUAAACUGGAGAUGAGCACAUUUAUUGACAACAAUUUGUCCUAUGAUCACAAUCUCAGUAAUUGUGAGAAUCUGAGACUAUCCCUGACUGUCCUGAGAGAUCUCACUAAGUGUAACUAGUUUGAUCAUUGCAUAGUUUGUCCUAGGGCCCCCAAUGACUCUGAUUGACUGUCAUGAGACCACACUGACUGUGACCUGGGUCUGAUCGUCGCAUUGUUCUAGGCCCUUCCUUUGACUGUGAUUGGUCCUAAUCACCACAUCAUUAAUCUGAUACUCCCCCUGACUGUGAUUGGUCCUGAUCAUUACAUCCAUUGAUCUCAGACUUCCCCUUGACUGUGACGAUUCUGUCACAUCCCCUUGAUGUAGUAUUGUUAUCUGUACUCUGGUUCAUUUUAAAGGUAGCAAAAUAUCACACCAUGUCAGAUAUUCUACAUAAAUCAUAUCCACUGGAGUAUAAGCUUGUAUUACUUGUUAGCUACAUUAGCUAAAGACUAAACAAAAAAAAAUGUUUGGCACCAAAUAUGCUGAACACACUAAGGUUUUCAGUGUUUGUCAGACGGGAAAUAACAUGGACUGUUGCAUGAGGUCAUUUCUGUAUAUUGUGCUCAGUACAGAACCUGAGGCUGAUGAACAGGCCAUAUGGGUCCAAUACACACAAACACAACUUUCAUACUGUUUCAGUAAUCCCUCUCAUUCUGUUAAAGCAAUAUAAACUAAACCCACAGUCUAUUAGUGUUUUUAAAUGCAAGCAUUUUACAGAAGAACACCCUCUGUAGCUGAAUUUGUCAGGGUGAAGUAUUUUAUUAAUUUACAUGUUCAGAAUAAUCUGUCCAGUUUUAGGAACCGAAGUCUGAUUAAAAAUCAGGCAAAAAACUGUUACAACCAACACUGUAGCCAUGCAACUGUUUGAGAGACAGGAGUACGGCCUGGACUGGCUUUAGGUCAGCACAUGGAGUCCUAGGUAUGAUGAGUAAACACACACACACACACACCCACACCCUUUUGCUGCUAACAAACAGUCUUCCUCCAUUACUAAACUGCUGAUGGAAAUGUUUUGAAUCAACCGUUUUUUUUUUUUCUUGUUUUUUUUUUUUUGUACUUUUUCCUUUUUAGAUUGUUUCUGUAAAAAAAAAAAAAGUGCACCUUUCCACCACUGAGUGGACUACUGGGUAACACCUCAAUGUUAAUAAUAAUAAUGAUCCGCAAGCCUUUUAUGAUUAUUUUAAACUUGUAAUUGUUGGACUGGUCUUCCUUCAUGUGUGAACACUGUUCGAUUGAUGUCAUAAUUAAAUUAUUUAUUCAACACCAAA
Messenger RNA from Astyanax mexicanus (Mexican tetra), 4559 nucleotides. Its product is annotated as centrosomal protein of 95 kDa. The record is from RefSeq and is a predicted model, not a curated record. Lineage: Eukaryota; Metazoa; Chordata; Actinopteri; Characiformes; Acestrorhamphidae. The transcript is spliced from 21 exons. Bases 481 to 3078 code for a protein of 865 amino acids. Gene Ontology annotation, cellular component: spindle pole; centrosome.